Molecule: messenger RNA, 6690 nt
Organism: Habropoda laboriosa
Lineage: Eukaryota; Metazoa; Arthropoda; Insecta; Hymenoptera; Apidae
Gene: DNApol-theta
Product: DNA polymerase theta
Exons: 21
Coding region: 1-6690 (2229 amino acids)
Biological process (GO): double-strand break repair via alternative nonhomologous end joining; DNA-templated DNA replication
Molecular function (GO): DNA-directed DNA polymerase activity; ATP binding; DNA binding
Source: RefSeq, a predicted model, not a curated record
AUGCAAUCUUUCAAUAAAUUACCAUCAUUUGGGGAUGAUACUUUAUCUGCCUGUAUUCAGGCUGAAGUAAAAAAUAUGGAUAUUAAUAAUGGUAGUAAUAUGGAUGUGUACUUUCAAGAUAGUACAUUUCCUUCGAAGUUAACAACUAAGUCCAAUGAUAUUGAUAAAGUUAGUCGAUCAAAACAAAUAUCACAUACUUCAACUAAUAUUAAACCCAAUUUAAAUCGAAAUAAUUCAAAACAUAAAGAAUCUAGAAUAAAUAAUAUUUCAAAAUCAAAACUUGCUACUAAAACUAGUAUAUCAAACAAAUUAACAAUUAAAAAAAUUACUUCCAUAAGAAAGAAUUGUGACUUACUAAAAAUUAACAAAGAAAAUAUUAAUACUAGUGCCAAUCAUAUAAAAACUGAUACUUCUAAUAAAAAUACAUUGUCGAAACAAUGUAGUAAGUCUGAGUUGUCAUCUUUACUUGCUAAUAAUAGCAGUGUUAAAAGUAAUAUUACAACAAAUAAUACAACCAAUGUAAAACUGUGUAACAGUAGUAUUGCUAUAAGUAACACAGAAAAAUCUUCAGAAUCAUGUUCUUCUAUCUCUAUUAUACCAACUCAAGAUCGGUACAAAUUAGGUUCUUGGGGUUUACCACCAAACAUUCUUCAGAAAUAUGUAGCACGUGGAAUAACCAAUAUGUUUGCCUGGCAAGUAGAAUGUUUAUCAAAACAUAAAGUUAUUGAAGAAGUACGUAAUUUAGUAUAUUCAGCUCCAACAUCAGCUGGAAAAACUUUGGUAGCAGAGAUUCUGAUGAUAAAAACAGUAUUAGAAAGACGAAAGAAAGUGAUUUUUAUUUUGCCAUUUGUCUCUGUUGUUAGAGAAAAAAUGUACUAUUUUCAAGAUUUGUUAUCUGAUAGUGGUGUUCGAGUAGAAGGAUUCACAGGUGGUGUUGUACCUCCUGGAGGAUUUGCAGCAACUCAUGUUGCAAUAGCAACAAUUGAAAAAGCAAAUUCGUUAAUAAAUCGUCUAAUGGAAGAAAAUGAACUAGUCAAUUUAGGAGCUGUAGUUAUAGAUGAAUUACAUCUUGUUGGUGAUCCAAAUCGCGGAUACCUCCUUGAAUUACUUUUAACGAAAUUAAAAUAUAUGACCUUUAGGAAUGAAAAUAUUAAUAUACAACUGAUUGGUAUGUCUGCUACGCUUCCAAACAUAUCUCUUUUAGCAAAGUGGUUAGAUGCUGAACUGUAUAAAACAGAAUUCAGACCAAUACCUUUAAAUGAACAAUGCAAGAUAGGUAAAAAUAUUUAUGAUAGUAAAUUACGUCUUAUAAGAAGCUUAAUCCCAAUGCCAGAAUUAUCCAUGGAUUCAGAUGAUAUUUUUCAUUUAUGUAUUGAAACAAUUUCGGAUGGACAUAGUGUACUAAUUUUUUGUCCAACAAAAAAUUGGUGUGAAAAACUAGCUGAACAAAUAGCUGCCGCAUUUUAUAAAUUAGGUCAAGAAAAUACGCAACUGGGUAAAACUUUAAGAGAUCAACUAGAUUCUGCAUUAAUUUCUGAAACAUUAGAACAAUUAAAACGUAGCCCCAUAGGUUUAGAUAAUGUAUUAAAAAAUACAGUUUCAUUUGGUGUAGCUUUUCAUCAUGCUGGUCUUACUAUGGAUGAACGCGAUAUUAUAGAAGGCUCUUUCAGGUCUGGAUCUUUAAGAGUUCUUAUUGCAACAUCAACCUUAAGUAGUGGAGUAAAUUUACCUGCUAGAAGGGUAAUUGUUAGAUCUCCAAUGUUUGGUGGUAGACUAUUAGAUAGUCUUACCUAUAGACAAAUGAUAGGACGCGCUGGUAGAAUGGGAAAAGAUACAGCAGGAGAAAGUAUACUUAUGUGUAAACCAAAUGAACAAAAAGCAGCUGAAACAUUAUUAUCAGCUUCUUUGAAACCGAUUCACUCUUGUCUUGAAGAUUCGGGACCUUUGAUUCGAGCUCUUUUAGAGGCUAUUGCUAGCGAGGUUGUAUAUACUCCUUCAGAUCUUGAAUUGUACACUAAGUGUACCCUAGUAAGUUUGAGUGAAGAACACGAUUCAAAUGAUCCUGCGAAUGAAGCAAUUAAGUUUUUGAUAGAUAAUGAAUUUCUAUUAUUACAAAAAACAGAAGAAGGUCACAGAUGGGUAGCUACAGCUUUUGGGAAAGCAUGUUUAGCAGCAUCUAUACCACCUAGAGAUGGUUUGUUUCUACUUGAAGAACUUCAAAAAGCAAGACGAUGCUUUGUCUUGGAUACAGAAUUACACGUCGUGUAUCUAGUAACGCCGCUCAAUUCUGGAAAUCAAAUUGGAGCUAUUGAUUGGAUGACAUUUCUAGAAUUAUGGAAGUUAUUGUCAGAAAGUGAACGUAGAGUUGGGCAACUUGUUGGUGUAGAAGAACGAUUUUUAACUUCAGCUAUUAAAGGCAUUGUGCGAUCAGGAAAAUCGCUUAAUAUACAUAGGAGAUUUUAUACUGCAUUAGCUUUACACGAUUUAGUACGUGAAGUUCCUCUUAACGCAGUUUGUAAGAAGUAUGGUUGUUGUCGUGGAGUUCUUCAAACAUUACAACAAUCUGCUUCUACAUUUGCUGGAAUGGUCACACAAUUUUGUAAACAGUUAGGCUGGGACUGUAUGGAAUUACUAGUCUCACAAUUUCAAACCAGAUUACAAUUCGGUGUCUGUAGAGAGUUAUUAGAUUUAUUGCGCCUUCCAAUGUUAAAUGGAUUACGCGCAAGAAGUCUUUACAAGCAAGGAAUCACAUCUGUAGCAGAUUUAGCUAUGGCUAACGAACUUGAUGUUGAACGUGCGCUUUACAAAGCACUUCCUUUUGAAAGCGAAAAAGAAUAUGACGGUGAACACGAAUCAGAAGCAGUAAAACGAAAUAAAAUGAGAACGGUGUUCGUUACUGGAAAAGAUGGUCUAACAACUCACGAAGCUGCAAUCAUGUUAGUACAUGAAGCCAGAGCAUUAGUUCAGAAUGAACUAAGAUUGCAAGAUAUGUCGUGGAAACAAAAUGAACAAUCUAGUGUUACAAACACAUCUAAUUCUGAAAUAAGCUUACAAGUGCAGCGAAGCAUACAUCACAGUACGAAGCGUACAGCUGUACAAAUAAAAGUUGAAACUACAUCCAGUAAUUUUGAAAAUAAGAUUAAUUCAAAUCAAAACGAAAUUCUAAAUGAACAUGUAAAGAGUUCAGAUUUAACAAGCCAAAGUAUGAAAAAGAAUAUGAAUUUCAUUGAUGAAAACCAAGGCAAUUGUAAAUCUUAUGAAAAUGAAAAAUACAAAGUUAAUACAAAUGUUAUAAAAAAUUUUAUAGAUUCUAAAUGUGAUUUAGAAAACAAUAUGAUAGAAGAAGGAAAGAACGACGAUAUUAAACUCACUGAUCAAUUAUUACAAAUAGAUACUCUAGAAUUAUUGGAUUCUCCAAUAGAGAAACUUUCAUUUGAUUUCUUUGAAGAUAGCAAUCCUAAAAUAAUACAUAAAUCUCAGGAAAUGCGAAAUAGUGAAUCAUUAAUAAAUUGUAAAAGCAAUAAAAAGAAUCGCACUCAAAAUUUUACAAUUCAGCCUUCGUUAAACGAUGUACAAAAUGCUCCAAGUGUAAGUAAUACAUCUGUUAAGAAAAUAAGAAUUUCAAAUGAAACAGAUACUGUAAUACCAACUUGCGUAAAUACAAUUACUCGUAUAUCCAGUUUCGAAAAUGAUAUACAACCAACAGUUUCUAGAAGUCCUAGUCUAUUCAAUGAUAGUUUGAAGCUUGAUACACAAAUUUGUAAUGCUCUUGAACAAAAUAUUUUUGAUUCUCUACAUUUCUCCGAAUUUGAAGAUUCUAAAUUAUCUGAAGAUAGAGUAGCAACAGAAAAUAAAAUAAACAGAAAAUUGCAAGCCACACAUAGUAUUUGUAACGAAACGCAAACGAAGAAAGAUAUAACAGAUAAAAAUAUAGAUAGUACUUCUUUGAACUUUUCAACUUUACACGCAAAACAUAAUUCACUUUCCUGGAAAGAUGAUUCUUGGAAUGAACCAAAAAAAAUAACAGAGAAGUUAAAUCAGAUUCAAGAUAAAAAUAAUGAAGAUGUAUUAGUUAAAUGUAACAUUAGGAACAUAAAAAAUACAAAUGUACAUCUUACAGAAACUGCUGAAGCAAGUAACUCUACGCCAAAAAUGAGAAACAAAUAUGACACGAAUCUCGAAAAGCCAAUAAGUACUCCCGAUAACUUAAAAAAAAUUACACGAAAACGCGUAUUCAAAGAUAUAUCAGUUGUAAAAUCACCCAUGGCAAAUGUCAUUCUUUUUAGUAAAACUCGUGCAACCUCUUUAGAUUCUAAUAAAUCAGAUUCUGAUGAUAUUGUUAUUGCUUCCCAAAAUGUGGAUUCACCAGCUACAAGUAUCAAAAUACGAAAUAAAUUAAGUUAUGAAAGAAAGCAAAGAAUAUGUACUCAAAAAAUUCCAAAGCAAAUGUCAGAUGAUGCAAAAUAUACAAAUAUUAUUUCAAAACCAAUACGAGAUGAAGAAUAUAAAAUUAAAGCAACAUUAAAGAAAAUAUUUUUACAAAAUGUUUUAACUAAUAAAGAUUGUAGUACAGAUAGUGUAAUCUCGAAUUCAGAUGAAGGUACACCUAUAAAAACGGCAAAUAUUUUGCAGAAAUCUAAAAUUAGUUUAAAAAGAACUCAAACAAGUUCUAGGAUGUGCUUACAAACUAAUGAAUUUGUAGGAAACAUGGAUGAAGAGGUUAAUUGGAAUACAAUAAAUAUUAUAAAAGUCGGAAGCGAUAGGCCCACAUUUAAUUUAUUCAAACGUGAAGUAAUGCAGAAACGAUACAUUGCUCUAGCUUUAAAUUGUGAAUUGUAUAAUAAUGAAACAAAUAAUAUAGGCACUAAAAUUAUUGGUUCUAUCAAUACCGAAAGAAAAAAAAGGACUAAAAGAAUUGAAAAUUAUGUACAUGCAGAUAAAAAAUUAUGUGGUGUUGCUAUUUCCUGGGAAAACAAUAUUGCAUACUAUAUUUCCUUCUCAAAUGAACAAGAUUUAAAAAUCCCAGCUAAGGAACAAAUGAAGCUAUUAAAAGACUUGCUUUCUAAUACACUUUUAUAUGUACAAUGUUUUGCAACUAAAGAAAUCUUUAAAAGCUUGUAUGAAUGUUGUGGUAUUAUUGCAAAUUGUAAAUUUUUGGACCCCAAAACAGCAAGCUGGUUAUAUGAUGGGAACACAUAUGAAAAAACUUUUAAUGAAAUGGUGAAGGAACAUUUUCCACAAGGUUGCUUUAUAACUAAAAGAAUAGGUGCAUGUUAUGAUAUAGGACCUGGUUUGAAUAUCAAAAGUACAGUUCCAGGAGAAUUUAGAGCAUCUACAGAAACAGUACUUACAUGGCACAUUACAGACUCACUUUUAAAUAAGCUAGAGCAAUUAAGUCCAACAUUACUGUACACGUUUAAAGAGAUUGAAAUGAAAACAGUGACCUUAUUAGCUUGUAUGGAAUUAACUGGCUUAGGUGUAUCUUUAAAAUCAUUACAAGAUUUGUCUUCUGCUAUCCGCGCAGAAAUGACAUCGUUAGAAGAACGGGCUUAUGCAUUAAGUGCUAAAAGAUUUAAGUUUUCUUCAUCUAAAGAGGUUGCAGAGAUUUUAGGUCUAUAUAAAAAGAAGAAAAUCAGUAUUAAUAAAGCAAUAUUGGGGAAUAGUGAUCAUCCCAUAUCUAAUCUUGUUAUGUCCUGGCGUAAAUUAAAUGCAACUCAGUCUAAAAUUGUCUAUCCAAUAUUGAAUAUGGCUCAACAUAGUUCUCGUAUUCGCGGUAAUUGUGUAACAUGUACAUUAACUGGUAGAAUUUCAAUGCAUGAACCAAAUUUACAAAAUGUACCAAGGGAUUUUAGUUCCGAAGAUAAUAGUUUUACUAUAAGUGUCCGAAUGGCAUUUAUACCAGCCAUAGGUAACGUUAUACUGUCCGCAGACUAUUGUCAGCUUGAAUUAAGAAUAUUAGCUCAUUUUUCAAAAGAUGCUACACUGUGUGACAUUAUGCGGAAACCAGGUGAUAUUUUUAAAAGCAUUGCCGCAAGUUGGAAUCAUGUAUCUGAAGAUCAGGUUGAUGAUAAAAUGCGUCAAUAUACAAAACAAUUAUGUUACGGAAUGAUUUAUGGUAUGGGACUGAAAACACUAGCUGAAAGCUUGUCAGUGGACGAAGUUAAAGCCAAAGAAUUUUUGGAAUCUUUUAUGAAUGCAUAUCCAAGUAUAUCAAAGUGGUUGAAUAAUGUACUACAAGACGCACGUACAAAUGGAUAUGUAACAACUAUUUUGGACAGACGUAGAAUGUUUCCUGGAUUGACAAGUACAAUCCCAGCAGAAAAAUCGCAAGCCGAACGUCAAGCAGUAAAUACUACAAUUCAAGGGUCUGCAGCUGAUAUUGCCAAAAAAGCAAUGGUAAAUAUAGAAGAAAGAAUACGAUUCGAAUUUCCAACUUCAGCAGCCAUUAUGUCUACUGUUAAUUCCACUCGUAAAUUAAGAAGCAAUAGCAGAGAAGCACAACAAAGGGGUGGUUAUUUAAUAUUACAACUUCAUGAUGAACUUUUGUAUGAGGUAAAUAUAAAAGACUUAAGACAAAUUGCAACAAUAGUAAAAGAAUCAAUGGAGCAAGUAUGUCAACUUGCUGUACCAUUAACUGUAAAACUUAAGGUAGGACCAGCAUGGGGGGAUCUUUCUGAAUAUAAUUUAUAA